AGCAUGUGUAAGACGUAAACAAAAUCCGCUUAGCUUUUGUCGUACGGUUGGUUUGAUUUUUCUUUCUUAUAUGUUUAGUUAAUUGAACAGUAACUUUGGGGUAUGUACGAGCCUUGCAAUGUAAAUUUUACACGUCUUCUCACGUUUCAUAAGCUAUUGCAUUUGUUUUGAAUACAAAUCAGCAACAAGAGUUGUUAUAUGACAUAUUUCUAAAUGCUAUAAUUCUAUAUCUAAUUUUAGUAUGAUAAUGAUAAUGUUUAGUAUGAUAUUAAUAAGUUGUUGACGUGAAACACUUGUUUAACUCCAAAACAGCAUCUGACUAAUUGUUUUAUAAUUAUCACGUAAGCAGUUUUUAUGACCUCAUAUUAAUUGAGGUUACAUGGAUUAUACUUUUAAAAAAAUAAUUAGUCAAGCCACAGGGUCAUUUAAAAUGAACUAUUAAAGGCAAAAGGUGGAAAAGCUAAGAGAAACUGUGACCAGUUAGAGGACCUUACACACACACUUUCGUUUAUACAUUAAUAUACAUGUUAACCUAAAAUCUUGAUGUUGAUUUAAAACAAAGAUGUUAUGCUACUACAAUAUUGAUCAAUCAUUACAUAAAAUCAUAAUUAAGCAUGCAAUCUAUUUAUUUCUGAGUAUUAUUGCAAAGUAACUGACCCGUAUCAAUAACCUUCAGUGUAUUUCUCUAAAUGAAACCAUAGUAUGUCUCGCAUUUGUAAGAAGAAACCUGCUGUGUGCACAGAUGAACCACUUUCCGACAGUGACAUCUGCCAAAAGAUCGCUCUGUUGAGAAAUAUACUCAGUACUGCCUAUGGACCUACUGGCAGACUGAAACAAAUACACAACAAUGUUGGGGGCCACGUCUUGACCACUUCAACCUCUACAGCGCUGCUCAAACGAGUAGAUAUGUCUGAGCCACUUCUCAAACUGAUCUCAACUUCUAUUCAACAUCACACCGCACGUUACAGUGACUGUGGGCUGUUUAUGGGGAUUUUCAUGCUAAGACUUAUUGAAAAUACUCAAAAAUAUAACCUCAGGACAGUUGUAGCAGCCAAGUCAUACAAACGCCUUGUGGAAGAAUGUAACAUGUAUCUUAAAGGAGACUCUUGUGGUUGUAAGGUCUCAGUAGACUUCAGCAGCUGUGAUUCACUCGUCACACUGGCCCGCAGCAUGAUCACCAGCAAACCAGCCUGCAUGUUGAAUAGCAGGGAGACACAGCAUAUCAGUUCACUGAUCGCACAGGCCUUUCUGUAUUCAAUCCCUUGCAACUCUCCUGGUGUGAGCUGCUUCGGAAGCACGGUUACCAUCGGCAUUGAGGGCCAAUCGGUGAGCGAUUCUUCUGUUUUCCCUGGGCUGCUGGUGGAUGUCCCUGAGAUGCUUCAGCCUGCAGAUCUUAAGAGACUGGGAUCUGGCCCAUUUAAAGUGGUGCUUUUUAGUAUAUCACUGUCAGGUGAUUUCUCUGAGUUUGGAGAUGUAACAUUGGAGAUCCAUACGGGAGUGGACCCAGAGCUUGAUCUCUUUCAGCAGCUCCUGAAGCUUGGGGAACACGUUGUAAAAGACAAAGUGAGCUUAUUUGCAUGUCAGAAAGUAGUACAUCCAGUCCUUCAGCACUUCUUGAGGGAACAUGGAGUGGUGGUGAUAGAGAGGCUUGGACUUGCCCUGAUGGAGCCGUUUAUCCAGAUAACAGGUGCUCAGGCUGUUGCUUCUCUUUGCUCUCCAGUCCUGGCAGAAGCUUACGGGUUGGUUAGAGGGUUCUGUUUCCACUCAUGUGGAUCCAAAGAGCUGCUCCAGCUUCUUCCUUCUAAAGAUGCUGCAAUUAGCACCGUGGUACUUUGCCACAGAAAUGAAACUAUGCUGGAAGAACUGAAGAUGACAUGCCAGAGAGCAGAACAUGUGUUGCGACUGACUCUGAGGGAGCCCUACGCCCUGCUUGGAGGAGGCUGCACAGAGACACUGCUGGCCACCCACAUCACACACAUGAAUCAGUCCACAGCCACAACAACAGCUGCAGCUCUGGGCGUCUCUCACUCUGAGUUCCUCAUGGCAGUCAAAGCAUUCUGCAGCUCUCUGCUUGCUGUGGCACUUUCCUUAGAGCAUGAUGGGCAGGACUGUCUCAUUGACCUGACAUAUGCUCACCGAUGGGUCCCAGAUAUCUACUCCCAAACCAGUGCUAGACAAACCUGUGGCUGUGGCCUGGUGGAAGACAGAUCCAACCUGGAGAAGACCCCACUAAAUACAGCGUGCCACACUUUCUCUCCUGUUUUCUUGGAAAACACUGACAAUCAGCCCAGAAUAUUAGAUUCAUUUUCUGCCAAGCUUAAUGCUUUAAAUGUGGCGGUCGAGAUGGCUAAUUUUGUUCUUGAUGUAAAAUAUAUAAUAAAGGAUAUCAACUGAAUUUUGAUGAAUGAAGAACUGUGCUUUGAAUAAAGAUUCUAGGUUUGAUAUAUUUUAUAAUCAAAUGAUUUUCCAAGACUUUUUUCCUCCAUAACUCCUUGUGGCAAAGUAUGCAUUAAAUAUUCCUUACAUUAACCCUCCAAAACCAAAAUAUGAGGAACGCAGAGAGUUGUCUCAUGCUGUAAGUGUCGCAAUAACCUGCACUUUAUGCAAAUAUUCAAACAGCUAAACCUGCAGUCAUAAAGACAACUGAACUUUUAAAUAAAGCAAAUUAAAGUUUCAUGGCUACUAAGAAGUACUUAUGGUAGGUACAUGUUCUCAAUUCACCCGUAUUUGACAGGAGUGGCAAAAGGUCCUGCUUAAAUCAUCACCAUUGUGUCUUUGGUAGCUGCAGGGGUAAUGUUCCUGUAAUUAGUGCACUGACUGCAAGGGUAAAAAACAUCUGCUAAAUUACUACAUAGAACUAUCUACUCUAGGAAAUUAUAUAUUGUAAGAAAGAACAACGAGUUGUGUGUUUUGUACAUGUAAUUCCCCGCAGUAGGUGUAGUCUUUGAUUUCAGAUCUUUUCCAGUACGUUAACAUUCCUGCUGUUGAUUUGGCUAUUAAAGUACCUUUUCGUCCCACCAGUCAAAUUCUUGCUUCACUUCAAAUGCUCUUAUUGUCAUUUCACUCAACGAUUCUAUGUUCAUUACAAA
Messenger RNA from Ctenopharyngodon idella (grass carp), 3089 nucleotides. It is a transcript of the gene mkks, whose product is annotated as MKKS centrosomal shuttling protein. The record is from RefSeq and is a predicted model, not a curated record. NCBI's taxonomy places the organism in Eukaryota, Metazoa, Chordata, Actinopteri, Cypriniformes, Xenocyprididae. Gene Ontology annotation, molecular function: ATP binding. The coding region runs from base 703 to 2394 and encodes 563 amino acids. Gene Ontology annotation, biological process: intracellular transport; protein folding; developmental process. Gene Ontology annotation, cellular component: cytoplasm; kinociliary basal body; nucleus. The transcript has 4 exons.